Messenger RNA from Penicillium olsonii, 1053 nucleotides. NCBI's taxonomy places the organism in Eukaryota, Fungi, Ascomycota, Eurotiomycetes, Eurotiales, Aspergillaceae. The record is from the annotation of a GenBank genome assembly.
AUGGAUUCUUCCGCUAUCUUCAAGCGUGCGGAUCCAUGUGAUUCGGGAAAUGAGUUUGAUGGCCGAAUGGGCCUGCGCAUCUCGUCCAUCUUCGUGAUCAUGGCUGGUUCCAUGUUCGGCGCUCUGUUCCCGGUCUUCGCGCGGCGUUUCAGCAAGGGUGGUGGGUUCCCCAAGUGGGCCUUCUUUGUGGCUAAGUACUUUGGAUCUGGUGUGAUCAUUGCCACCGCCUUUAUUCAUCUGCUGGCGCCGGCUGAAGAGGCAUUGACCAAUGAAUGUCUGACCGGCCCCAUCACCGAGUACAGCUGGGUUGAGGGUAUCAUCCUGAUGACCAUUGUGGUGUUGUUCUUCGUGGAAUUGAUGGUCAUGCGCUUCUCAAGCUUUGGUCAAGGCCAUGCCCACGAUGAAGAGGGUCACACCCACACUCCCUUGAGUGACCAUUCGUCUGUUGUCAACGAGUCCACCGAACCAAAGCAUCUCAUGCCGGGAGAGGACCACCUUGGCCACUCCCGUGAACAUCACGACAACGAUGACUCCGAGAAUGACAAACAAGCCAUUGAGGACUAUGCUGCCCAGCUGACCUCAAUCUUCAUUCUUGAGUUUGGUAUCAUCUUCCACUCCGUGUUCAUCGGUCUGACCCUUGCUGUGUCCGGCGCCGAGUUCACCACUCUCUAUAUUGUCCUCGUCUUCCACCAGACAUUCGAAGGUCUGGGUCUUGGCUCUCGUCUCGCCACUGUCCCCUGGCCCAAGUCCAAGCGAAACACUCCCUACUUUUUGGGCCUCGCCUUUGGAAUCUCGACUCCGAUUGCCAUCGCCAUCGGUUUGGGAGUUCGCAACAGCUACCCACCUGAAGGACGAACCACUCUGAUUGUGAACGGCGUCUUCGACUCGAUCUCCGCUGGCAUCCUCAUCUACACUGCCCUCGUUGAGCUAAUGGCCCACGAAUUCAUGUUCAGCCACUCCAUGCGCCAGGCCCCGAUCCGUGACGUCCUCAUCGCCUUUUUCCUCCUUUGUGCCGGUGCUGCCCUCAUGGCGGUGCUGGGCAAAUGGGCUUGA